Messenger RNA from Chanos chanos (milkfish), 1674 nucleotides. RefSeq names its product tripartite motif-containing protein 16-like. Lineage: Eukaryota; Metazoa; Chordata; Actinopteri; Gonorynchiformes; Chanidae. The transcript has 6 exons. Gene Ontology annotation, molecular function: zinc ion binding; protein binding. Bases 1 to 1674 code for a protein of 557 amino acids. The record is from RefSeq and is a predicted model, not a curated record.
AUGGCAGAGGCCAGUAUUUCUGUUGGUGAGGACCAGUUCAUGUGUCCAGUCUGUCUGGAUCUCCUUAAGGAUCCUGUGGCUAUUCCCUGUGGACACAGUUACUGUAUGGGCUGUAUUAAGGGCUGCUGGGAUCAGGAUGAUCAGAAGGGAGUUUACAGCUGCCCCCAGUGCAGACAGACCUUCAGUUCAAGACCAGUUCUAUAUAAAAACACUAUACUGGGUGAAGUGGUGGAGAAACUGAAGAAGACGAGACUCCAAGCUGCUGCUCCUCCUGCUCACUGUGACACUAGAGAUGUGGAGUGUGAUUUAUGCAUUAAGAAGAAAGAAAAAGCCGUCAAGUCCUGUCUGACAUGUCUGGCUUCAUACUGUCAGACUCACCUCCAGCCUCACUAUGAAUCUCCUGCCCUCCAGAAACACACGCUGGUCAAAGCCUCCACACGACUACAGGACCAGAUUUGCCCUCAUCAUAACGAACUGAUAAAGCUUUGGUGUCGAACCGACCAACAGUUCAUGUGUUAUCUGUGUAUGGUGGAUGAACACAGAGACCAUAAAACAAUAUCAGUGGCAGCAGAGAGGACUGAAAGACAGAAACAGUUGGGAGAAAGUCAGAGGAAAACCCAGCAGAGAAUCCAGGGGAGAGAGAAGGAGGUGCAGGAGUUGAGACAGGCUGUGGAGUCUCUGAGGCACUCUGCACAGGCAGCAGUGGAGGACAGUGAGAGGAUCUUUACUGAGCUGAUCCGCUCCAUUGAGAGAAGGUGCCGUGAGGUGACAGAGCUGAUCAGAGAUCAGGAGAAGAGUGAAUUGAGUCGGGCUGAAGGAGUCCUGGAGCGACUGGAGCAGGAGAUUUCUGAUCUGAGGAGGAGAGACACUGAGCUGGAGCAGCUUUCACACACAGAGGAUCACAUCCAUUUCCUCCAGAGUUUCUCAUCUCUCUGUGCCCCUACUGGAUUUGAAGACCUACACAGCAUUAGCACCAUUCUAAACUUCUCUUUUGAGGAUGUAGGAAAAUCUGUCUCUCAGCUGAAAGAGUGUGUGGAGGAUUUCUGGAAGAAGGAGUUUGGAAGACUUUUAAGUAAAGUGACAAACACUGAGAUCAUUCCUCUCCCUGAACCCAAAACCAGAGAGCAGUUCUUACAAUAUUCCUGUGAUCUCACACUGGAUCCCAACACAGCACAUGAAGAGCUUAGUCUGUCUGAAGGGAACAGAGUGGUGACAUGGAGUAACACAGAACAGGCCUAUCCUGACCAUCCAGAGAGAUUUGAUGAGUGGUGUCAGGUGUUGUGCAGAGAGAGUGUGUCUGAACGCUGUUACUGGGAGACUGAGUGGGGUGGGAAUAGAGGGGUUGAUAUAUCACUGUCAUAUAAAGACAUCAGGAGGAAAGGACGGGGUUAUGAGUCUUUGUUUGGAUGUAAUGAUCAGUCCUGGGGUUUGUACUGUCCUCCCUCUAAUUACUUAUUUAAACACAAUAGUAAAGUGACUAAAAUCCCCAUAGUUCCCAGUUCCUCCAGAAUAGGAGUGUAUGUGGACCACAGGGCAGGAACUCUGUCCUUCUACAGCGUCUCUGACACAAUGACCCUCCUCCACAGAGUCCAGACCACAUUCACUCAGCCCCUCUAUCCUGGGUUUUAUGUCGAGACAGGGACAAAAGUGAGGUUAUGCCACCGUCCAAAAUGA